GGUGCUGCUCUUUACGAAGAAAUUCACACAGAACAGGUGGUAACAGGGGUUGGGUGUGCGUGUCGCCUCGUACCUCGACAGCUGCUGCUUCAAUCAACCACUGCUCCGUACAAAACCAUCACCGAUGGUCUAGAGAACCACUUUCACAAUGUUUAUGCCCAAAGCUCAUCGAGUCGCCAUCUACGAGUACCUCUUCAAGGAAGGGGUACUAGUGGCCCAGAAGGACUUCUACGCGCCGAAGCACCCUGAACUGGAGACAAUCCCCAACCUGCACGUCAUUAAGACAAUGCAGUCGCUGAAGUCGAAGAACUACGUAAAGGAGCAGUUCGCAUGGCGCCACUACUACUGGUACCUGACCAACGAAGGCAUCGAGUAUCUGCGCGCCUAUCUGCAUCUGCCGUCCGAAAUCGUUCCAUCGACGCUCAAGCGUGCAGCACGCUCAGAGCCGCAGCGGGCCCGGCCACAGUCGGGACCGCGUCCGGAUGGUCCGAAGUCUGGCGAAGACCGACAGGCCUACCGCAGAACACAGCAGACAGGUCCCGCGGACAAGAAGGGGGACGUCGGUGCCGGAACGGGUGACCUAGAAUUCCGUGGUGGGUUUGGUCGUGGAAAUCGCAUGUAAGCCUGUUUCUGAAUUUGGCCGUGAAAAAAUCGCAAAAACUAUGAUCGCAAGAACUAUGCCUGUUCUUCUCUACUGUAGACUGGUCGCGAAAAUCGCUAGCCCUCAUCGCUGCAUUCGUUUGGUCCAAAAUUCGUCACUUGUAAUUGUGUCAUUUGAUGAAUAAUAAACCAAACAACAUUAAUCCACGGAAAAGAAACCGUCAGUUCUAUAAUUCUGU
Messenger RNA from Anopheles cruzii, 839 nucleotides. Its product is annotated as 40S ribosomal protein S10b-like. Gene Ontology annotation, cellular component: cytosolic small ribosomal subunit. The transcript is spliced from 3 exons. Gene Ontology annotation, molecular function: structural constituent of ribosome; RNA binding. Lineage: Eukaryota; Metazoa; Arthropoda; Insecta; Diptera; Culicidae. Bases 149 to 622 code for a protein of 157 amino acids. The record is from RefSeq and is a predicted model, not a curated record.